Molecule: messenger RNA, 2226 nt
Organism: Penaeus vannamei (Pacific white shrimp)
Lineage: Eukaryota; Metazoa; Arthropoda; Malacostraca; Decapoda; Penaeidae
Source: RefSeq, a predicted model, not a curated record
AUGCAUAAUCUCCGACCUGGGUUUUCCCCGGGAGAUUUCAAUGGCCGUUCACCCGCUGCCCGCUACCCCGUUGCCAUGGAAACCUCUCGCCCUCCUGGAGUGAUGCUUGGGUGCCCGAGAUCCGUGCUUUGGGCCCCCCUCUCACCCUCCCCCACCCCCGACAGGUCGUACGUGAUCACGACCCCCCGCCAGUGGAUCACCGGCGAGACCAACCAGGUGUGCGUGAACGUGCAGAACGAGGCCGCUCCGGCAGGAUUCGUCGCGCUGGCCCUGACGACGACGGUGCGGGAGACGCCGAAGGAGGAGAGGAACGAGACCAUCCUGCCGGCGAUCACGUUCCAGGUGCCGGCGGGCCGCGUCGAGACCUGCUUCGAGGUGACCCUUCCCCAAGCAGACCACUUCGACGCCAAGCUGAGCGUCCGUGGGCGUGCGGGCGGGGCGGACUUCGAGGACACGAGGGACAUCAGGCUGCAGAAGAGCAGGAACCUGACCUUCGUGCAGACGGACAAGUACCUCUACCAGCCGGGUCAGGAGGUCAAGUUCCGCGUCCUGACGAUAAGAGGGUGGAGGGCGACGGUGGCGACGGAUCCGUACCCCGAGAUCUGGGUGACGACUCCCUCAGACACGCGCAUCGCCCAGUGGAUCGACGCGGCCAGCACCUCCGGCCUCCUCCACCUGGCGUUCCAGCUGGCGGACGAACCCGAGGAGGGUCUGUACACCAUCCACGUGAGAGGCCCUGGCGACGGGAAGAAAACGAGGUCAUUCAAGGUCGAAGAGUUCGUGCUGCCCCGCUUCGAGGUCAAGGUCACGCCCCCCCAGUUCGCGUUGGCCACCGACAGGGUCUUCACCUUUAACGUCUGCGCGAACUACACCUUCGGCCAGCCUCUGAAGGGAACCGUGACGCUGACGGUGUCCAACAACCAACGCAGGAAGUGUCGCAUCAACAUCAAGAGAACCGAACCAAUCACCGGCUGCAAGGACAUCUCAGUGACUUCGAAGGAACUGAGGAUCACAGACUGCCACGUCUUCCGCCUGAGUGCCACGGCCGUCGUCGAGGAGGAUGGCACCGGCGUCAGGCUCAACCACACGGCCAGUGCCAGUGUCAGCCGCAGCGCCGUCAAUUUCGUCACCGUCUACGAGGAUAACUACAAGAAGCCGAAUCUUCCGUUUACGCUCAAGGUAAAGGCGACUCUCCCCGACGACUCUCCUGCUGUGGGCGUCCCUGUGGAGGUGUGCGCGGCGGGCAUGUGCACCAACAGGACGACGCAAGAGGACGGCGUCUUCACGGUCGUUGUUGCCUCCGACGACGCCAGCAGGGUCUUCAUGUCGACCUUGAACUGCCGCGCCGACCUCAGUGCCUCGACCUUCUCGAAGGACAUCCGCCAGUACUUCUCGCCCUCGAACUCCUCCCUGCUCCUCCAGGUGCCCGAGAAGAAGCUCAAGUGCGAGGCCGGACUCAGCGGGAACUACAACCUCCCCGUCUGGUUCUCGGCCAACAACCAGCCGAGAGCCUCCCUAACAGUGCAGGUGGUGUCCCGUGGCAAGAUCCAGCACCUGUCGACGCGGCAGGUCUCCUUCGCGCCCUCCGUCUUCCCCAUCGACACGGAGCACCUGGUCGACACGCCCACCAACCCGGGUUUUCCUAUCGUCAUGGGCGUGCUCAACUUGCCCAUCUCUCUGCCGCCCACCGCUUCACCCACGGCGCAGGUGCUCCUCUGGUACACGAGAGACGACGGCGAGGUCGUGUCUGACGCGGCAGAGGUGCAGCUCGAGCGGUGCCUGGGGAUCAGUGCCAACCUGACCUUCUCGGAGCGCCAGGCACUGCCGGGGGCGGAGACCACGGUGGCGCUGACCUCUGAGCCCGAUGCCAUCUGCUCCGUCGGUGAGGAGUGGCACUUUGGGGCUUUUUGGGGUUACGCUCGCGAGUCGUGGAGCGUCGGUGAGGAAGGAGAACGGCUGGGAGACAUCGUGGCGGGCGAGUUGCAGAUGCACGAGGUGAGACGAUGUCGUCUGUUCAUCGAGGUGGUGCGGACGAGGAUGAGAGUGGCAUGGAGAUGUGAGCUGCGAGGGGAGCAGGAGAUGGAUGAGAGGACGAGAGCGGAACGUCGGAGGGUCCAGAUGGAGGACGGAGAGCAGAGAUCGAUCGUGAGUGGUAGCGAGAACGAGAACUGGACAGGAGAUUCAACAAUGGAUGAGUCCCCUCGAAUUGCAUGGACGUACGGAUGA